This is a messenger RNA of Olea europaea var. sylvestris, 1157 nucleotides long. RefSeq names its product RNA-binding protein 2-like. Gene Ontology annotation, molecular function: mRNA binding. The record is from RefSeq and is a predicted model, not a curated record. The transcript is spliced from 7 exons. Bases 177 to 926 code for a protein of 249 amino acids. NCBI's taxonomy places the organism in Eukaryota, Viridiplantae, Streptophyta, Magnoliopsida, Lamiales, Oleaceae.
UAAUCUAUUCAAAUAUUUGCUGAACGCGUCCUCACUAGAGCAGUCUACACCUUCCGCACAGCAGAUCAAGAAAAUAGAAUCAAAAUCUUCACCAAAUUUACUCCCGGAGGCACCGCGAUUGAUCACCGGAUCUAGGGUUUCUACACAAACAUUCUCGCAAUCACUCCUCCAAGGGAAUGGGGGAUGACUACUGGAAUAAUCGGCAAGUACCUCUGCAACAAUCCGCGGGUUCCCUAAAACGACCUCGCAGUGAAUAUGAUCUCCCGCCAUCUAGGGUGCCUUUGGGUCAUGAAAUGCAUUAUAAUUUGGCUCAGAAUGAUGAUUACGGUGAGCCCACAAUAGUGAAGGAUACAAAAUCAAUUGGUUCAGCCUACGAUCAUUAUCUUCAGAAUUUGCAAUUACCUUCUGAAGAAAGUACUCACUACGGUGGAAUAGGGUUAGGAAGAUCUGGUGGUGGUGGUGGACCUGCUCUUCCAGUACAUGAUCGCAUUGUAACGGGGCGGCCUGGUGGUGGUGGUCCAAAACCAACACCAAAUGGAAGUGGCUUGGGAUUUGGUGGUCCACUUCCAGUAGAUACAAUUGUCAGACCUCGGGAAACCCUCCCUCUACCUCCAGAUGCUUCCAGCACGCUGUACAUUGAGGGGCUUCCUCCUAACAGCACCAGAAGGGAAGUGGCUCAUAUUUUUCGCCCUUUUGUAGGGUACAGAGAAGUGAGACUUGUAAGAAAGGAAUCGAAGCAUCGUGGUGGAGAUCCUCUUGUCCUUAGUUUUGUGGAUUUCAUAGACCCCGCAUGUGCAGCAACUGCUUUAAGUGCUUUGCAAGGUUAUAAGAUGGAUGAACACGAUCCAGAUUCUACUCACUUGCGGCUGCAAUUCUCUAAGCAUCCAGGUCCUAGGUCUACCCCUGGACCUCGUGGGAGGCGGUGAACCUGCUCCGUACGAUGAAAAACACCGUGUGCCCUGGGGAUGGAUUGGGUUGCUUGACUUUAUAAUUAUUAUAGGUUGUUAAACUUUAUAUAGCUCCCAUUUUGUGGAAGGCUGCACUAGAAUCUCUCAAUCUAGCAGGGAAGAGUUGAAGGCUAACUCUGUGAUUGUUGUCAUAUUUUGAGACAUCUUCCUUUGUUGGAAAUGAAGUAAACAUUCUCCUUUUACUGCAAA